GUGAUCAUCAGUUUAUUUGGUUCAGUUUGCUUUCGGCUGACCGGUGUUUCCUGUGGACGGUGUCACCGUGAUCCUACCUCAAAAGCCUCACUUUCGUCACCAUCUACCUCAUGAAAAUUGCGACCGUGCCGCCCCCAAAAUGACCCUGUUCUACCUGCCGGGCACGGCGAGCCUGCUUGAAGAGCUCGACAAGAAGCUACUCGUGUUCCUGCGGGACGGACGCACCCUGAUCGGCUACCUGCGGAGCAUCGACCAGUUCGCCAACCUGGUCCUGCACAAGACCAUCGAGCGCAUCCACGUGCGCAAGCAGUACGGAGACAUCCCCCGGGGCAUUUUCGUCGUGCGGGGCGACAACGUCGUGCUCCUCGGCGAGAUCGACGAGGCCAAGGAGCGAGACGUGGACUUGGAAGAAGUGAGCGUCGAACAGAUCCUCGAAGUUCAGCGGCUCGAAGCUGAGGCCAAGCAGGACCAGGAACGACAGAGGGCCAAGGCGCUUAAGGAGAGAGGACUGCAUUACCAUCUGGAUGUCUCUCACGACGAUUAUUAGCGUUACCCUUUUAAAGUGUUGCGCGGAAUGCAUGUGUGUGCCUGUGUGCGUGUUUGAAGGCUGAAGCCACUGUGGCAACAUUCGUAAAGUCGAAAACGUGUCUUGAGUGAUAAUUUUAGUUCACAUUCGUUCGAAUAAAGUGACAUUCGACUGAA
This is a messenger RNA of Ixodes scapularis (black-legged tick), 702 nucleotides long. RefSeq names its product U6 snRNA-associated Sm-like protein LSm1 (gene LSm1). The record is from RefSeq and is a predicted model, not a curated record. Gene Ontology annotation, cellular component: Lsm1-7-Pat1 complex; P-body. Gene Ontology annotation, molecular function: RNA cap binding. NCBI's taxonomy places the organism in Eukaryota, Metazoa, Arthropoda, Arachnida, Ixodida, Ixodidae. The transcript has a single exon. Gene Ontology annotation, biological process: deadenylation-dependent decapping of nuclear-transcribed mRNA. The coding region runs from base 140 to 547 and encodes 135 amino acids.